Cynoglossus semilaevis (tongue sole) is the source of this 906-nucleotide messenger RNA. RefSeq names its product syndecan 2 (gene sdc2). The transcript has 4 exons. The coding region runs from base 398 to 883 and encodes 161 amino acids. The record is from RefSeq and is a predicted model, not a curated record. Lineage: Eukaryota; Metazoa; Chordata; Actinopteri; Pleuronectiformes; Cynoglossidae.
UGUCCUCGUGAGCGCUGACUUGGAGAGGGAGCGCGAGCCGGGCGGGCGGUCUCGUGCAGAUUGAUUAACAAACAAAUUCAAACAGGAGGAGGAAAAAAAGAACAAUAUAACAUUCGAAGCAACACGAAACGAAGAAGAGACUCGGGGAGAUAAUAACGAGUAAGACUGAGAAAAAAAAAGCCGGGGGGAACGGAGGAGAGGAGGGGAAAAAGUGAGAGAGAAAGGAGGAGGAGGAAUUAAACCCCCCAAAAAACGCAACACGUAUCCGGUGGGUCUCCACUCCUGAGCGGCUGGAGUUGGUGCAAAGCUAAAGACAGCGACAAGGAGACAGCAGCAGCAGAAGACAGAGACAUUUCCAGCCCCCAAGCGAGCGAUUUUUUAGUCACAAAGAGGAAUAAUGAGGAACCUUUGGAUAAUUCUGACCCUCUGUCUCACCGCAGUCCUCUCCGGCGGACGGAUAGCGGAGGCCGCCAAGACGCCGUCUCAGGCUGAUGACUUGUACCUGGAUGACACAGGCUCAGGAGGUUAUUACCCUGAAGAUGAUGAUGACUUCAACUCAGGGUCUGGUUCAGGAGGAGGUGAAGACACGGUGGAGGAACCGGUGACCGUCAGCAUGGUUUAUAUCCAGCCCAAUGCAGCACAACCCACACCGGACUCCACCAGAGAUUUCACCCCCAGAGUGGACACGGCCACGGUCAGAGAAAAGGCACGGGAAAGCACGCCCAAGAAACCAAUCAGAACAGAGGUACCAGUGCCAGUUACAGAGGACAUGCAGAGGAACCAGGUGACCAGUACGACCAGCUCCCCUGGUUCACCUCAGGAGCCCGUCGAGGUCCGCACCGAAAACCUGUUCCAGAGGACAGAGGUGUUGGCAGGUAUGUGACCCCAUCCAGCUGUCUGUCUACU